Messenger RNA from Hemicordylus capensis (graceful crag lizard), 6694 nucleotides. RefSeq names its product collagen type XVII alpha 1 chain (gene COL17A1). The coding region runs from base 107 to 4654 and encodes 1515 amino acids. The record is from RefSeq and is a predicted model, not a curated record. Lineage: Eukaryota; Metazoa; Chordata; Lepidosauria; Squamata; Cordylidae. The transcript is spliced from 57 exons.
AGAAGGAGUGCUGUGUAAAGGGUCUUGGAACAAUAUCUGGAAUCUGGGUAGACACUAAGCAAACAAUAAGGAUUACCAACAGAAGUGUGCUUCAGGUGGCAAUGAUAUGGAUGCUAUAAAGAAAAGUAAGCGGGAUGGAACGGAGGUUACAGAAAGACUUAUUACAGAAACUGUUACCACCAGACUGACAUCUCUUCCGCCAAAAGGAGGUGGUAGCACUGGGCUCAAAACAGCCUAUAGUGGCGGAAGUGGAGUGGAAAAGAGGACUUACACCCACGGUGGCAGUUAUGUCACAGCCAGUGGAAAUACUAGAAUGAAUAGCUCUUCCUCCUCCUACAAGCAAGCCACUACUCCUUCUUCUACUCUUCCCAAAUCACCUGGUUCAACGUUUGAAAGAAAAACCUAUACCACCCGCCAUGCAGCGUAUGAAGGAAGCUCCAGUGCAAAUUCCUCUCCAGAGUUUCCAAGAAAAGAUCUGGGUACCUCUGCUACAAGGGGGCGAAGCCAAACCCGAGAGAGUGAAAUUCGAGUGAGGCUGCAGAGUGCUUCUCCAUCAACCAGGUGGACAGAACUAGACGAUGUUAAGCGGCUGCUUCGAGGAAGUCGGUCAGCUAGUGCCAGCCCAACUCGGUCCCCAUCAAGCACACUCCCCAUACCUAAGAAAGCUGUUGUGGAAACCAAGAUGGUGACAGAGAGCACCCAGUCAGUGUCAGGGACAUAUGACACAACCAUCUUGAAUGCUGCCCUCCCGUCAUACAUGUGGUCCUCCACCCUGCCUGCAGGGUCAUCUCUUGGCGGCUACCACAACAACAUGACCCAAAGUUCAUCUUUGAUCAACACUGCAGCUCAUUCUACUGGAUCAGUAUUCGGAGUUCCAAACAACCUGGCUCCCAGCUCCCCUACUCUGAAUGCAGGCCUCAGCUCUUCCUCAACAGUAUUUGGUGUUCAGAACAACCUGGCUCCAGGAACACUUGGUGUCGCCAACAGUGCAAUUACAAGUUCCACAGCAAAGAAAAAUACUACCCAGAGCUCUGGUGUGACUAGUACUGGUGUGUCCACCUCAUCUACAACUGCUGCCGCCACCACCAUGGGCACCCAGAAUGACGACAUCCUUCGCAAAGACUGCAAAUUUCUCCUCCUGGAGAAAGAGAAUGUGGCUCCCAAGAAAGAGAUGGAGUUGCUGAUCAUGACAAAGGACAGUGGGAAAGUUUUUAGUGCCUCUAGCAGUGGACUCAAUGGAGGCUAUUAUACAGAAGACACCUUGAAGAAAGACAAGCAGGCCAUGGCGUCUUACGCUGGAGAUUCCUUCCUGAAAUCAGAAACAAAUGGAGGACUAAAAUCUGUUUCAACCAAGGACAAAGCCACCUAUGCAGAAAUCGGAGGAGAUGACGGAUGUGGAGGGGCAGGUGCUGCUCCAGCCUGGUGCCCCUGUGCUUCCUGUUGUAGCUGGUGGAAGUGGCUCCUGGGCUUGCUCCUUGCCUGGCUGCUUCUACUUGGCUUACUUUUUGGACUUAUUGCUCUGGCUGAAGAAGUGAGAAAGCUGAGAUCUCGAGUAGAGAGCCUUGAAUCCCGUGCCAGCUAUCGGCAAAUCCAUCCUAUCAAUGAGGAAAAUAUAGACCUCAGUGUGGCUUCCAAACAAAAAUCAAUACUGGGCGAUAUGAAUGAAGACAAUUUGUGGUAUCUCAUGAAGAACAGGCUGGAUGCAGAGAAAAGACAAGGUUAUUUCCGAGGAGAGCCAGGACCAAAAGGUGAUAUGGGCAUCCAAGGACCAAAAGGAGACCGUGGUAUGCCAGGUGCUCCAGGUGAUCAAGGAAUGAAAGGCCAACCUGGACCUGAAGGACCAAAAGGCCAGAAAGGCAGUCAGGGUGAACAUGGCAUGGAAGGACAAAGAGGGCGAGAGGGACUUCCAGGACCUCGUGGGGAUCCUGGUCCACCUGGAUUUGGAGAGAAAGGUGACAAAGGUCCUGCUGGAAAUCCAGGACCUCCGGGUCCAACUGGUCUCCCUGGUACUUUUGGUCCCAAAGGUAUGAUGGGUUCACCAGGUCCCCAAGGUCCUCCCGGUCCUCCUGGGCUCCAAGGAUUUAGAGGUGAAAUGGGUCCCGCAGGUAUUAAAGGUGAGAGAGGAGCAACAGGAACAGCUGGACCCAAAGGUGAUCAAGGGGAGAAAGGACCUCGUGGCCUUACAGGUGAACCAGGCUCCAGAGGGCUACCUGGACCUACAGGUGAACCAGGAGCUAAAGGAUCAGUAGGUCCACCUGGCCCAGAUGGGCAUGCAGGCCCCAGAGGUGAACAGGGUCUUAUGGGAUUGCAAGGACCACGAGGCCCACCCGGGACUCCUGGAGAUGCCGGACAGCCAGGACUCACAGGGCCUCAAGGACCACCAGGUCUCUCAGGCAAUCCAGGCCGUCCAGGACCUAAAGGUGAACCAGGAGCACCAGGCCGGGUUCUCUCUUCAGAUGGUGCAUCAACUGUUGCUGUCGCAGGACCUCCAGGCCCACCAGGAGCUGCCGGACCUCCAGGCCCACCUGGUGUUCCAGGCCCUGUUGGCCCAGCUGGUCUUCCUGGAGCUCAAGGACCUCAAGGUGUGAGAGGACCCCCAGGUGAAGCCAUUGUGGAAACCAUCAGAUCAGAAGUUGCUGCUUCACUUUCUAAAGCAUUGUCAGAGAAGGAAAGACAACCAGGACCCCAGGGACCACCUGGACCUCCAGGACCGCCAGGGGAAGGAUUACCAGGACCUCCAGGGAGACCAGGACCUCCAGGAUCCUUUGUGCCCACAUCUGAGAAUUUCUUUGCCGGCCCACCAGGUCCCCCAGGCCCUAAAGGUGCAACGGGAGCCCAAGGUCCUCCUGGCCCACGAGGAAUGACAGGUGAACCAGGUCAGCCAGGUCUCCCAGGAGCAUCUGUACACGGUUCAGGAGUUGCCAUCCAAGGCCCCCCCGGACAUCCUGGGCUACCAGGGGCACCUGGACCUAAGGGAGAGAAAGGUGAUGCAGGUGUACCAGGAGCCCCUGGCAUCCCCGGAGGAGCUGGAUCAAGAUUUUCUCAGGGUCCCCCGGGGCCACCAGGCCCUCCUGGCCCCCCAGGUCUGGGAAUUGGUUCAGUUCAAGAGAUUCAGCAGUAUGUCUCCGAGUACCUGCAGAGUGACAGCAGCAGGCGUUAUCUGGUUGGACCACAAGGCCCACCUGGGCCUCCUGGGCCCCCAGGAAUCAUUACUGCCACUGCUGCUGAAACUUUGGAUUACGCUGAAUUGGCCCGAAGCGUUAUGAACUACAUGUCCUCUUCCGGUUUCAUUUCUUCCUCCUCCACGUUAUCAGCGGACGAUCUCCUUGUCAUGCUUCAGAGACAGGAACUUCGUGAAUAUCUAAUGGGACCUCGUGGUCCCCCAGGUCCCCCUGGGCCGCCUGGGCGGGGAGGAGGUGGCUUAUCUGAAGCACUGGACUACGAAGAAUUGUCGAGGCGGGUUAUUAGCUACAUGACAAGUUCAGGAAUUAGCAUUGGGCUUCCUGGCCCUCAAGGUCCCCCUGGUUUGCCUGGAACAUCAUAUGGUGAUAUCUUAGCUUUGCUUCAAGCCUCAGAGUUUAGUGGCAUUGUAGGGCCACCUGGUCCCCCAGGUCCUCCUGGAAUACCUGGCAGCUCUCUUUCCACCCUCACUGCAGAGGAGAUUUUCACAUACCUGCAACGUAUGGGGUAUUCCUCACUUUCUGGUCCCCCUGGACCACCAGGGCCACCUGGACCACAAGGACCACCAGGCUUUGCAGGAACUGGCCUCAUUUCCUCUGGUGGAAAUAUUUGGACUGAUGAGUUCAGGAGUGAAUUGAUCCAGUAUCUUACUAGUGAAGAUGUGCGUAGCUUCAUCACAGGACCUCCUGGGCCACCAGGACCACCUGGCCCAAGUGGAGAUGGCAGGGGCUCUCUCAAUUCAGAAGGAUAUUCCAGGUCUGUGAGUUCAGCCUUAUCCUAUGAUGGAUCACUAGCCAAUAGGGGAUCAUACGGCAGCUCUUUGGGAAGGAACGGAGCAUAUGGCGGCACACUUGGAGCAGAUGGAUCAUAUGGUGGAUCGCUUGGAGCAGAUGGAUCAUAUGGUGGAUCGCUUGGAGCAGACGGAUCAUAUGGUGGAUCGCUUGGAGCAGAUGGAUCAUACGGUGGAUCGCUUGGAGCAGGUGGAUCGUAUGGUGGAGCAGGUGGAUCGUAUGGUGGCACACUUGGAGCAGGUGGCUCACUUGGAGCAGAUGAGUCCCAGCUAAGAUCCAUGGGUGCAGGAGGAACUUAUAGUAGAUCAUAUGCUGGGUCACUGGAUUACAAUGAGUUGGCAGCCCGGGUGUCUGAAAACAUACAGAGUCGAGGGCUCCUCCAAGAGAUGAUGACUUAUGCUAUGCAAGGGCCUCCAGGGCCUCCUGGCAUCCCAGGGAUCAGCAGAGUGUUUGCAUCCUAUGGCAACGUCACAGAGGACCUAAUGGAUUUCUUCAGAACUCAUGGAACUAUUCAAGGCCCUCCUGGACAGAAAGGAGAAAUGGGAUUCCCAGGACCCAAAGGUGAAAUGGGACCAAUGGGGCCUCCAGGACGCCAAGGCCCAAGAGGACCAAAGGGUGAAAAAGGCGAGAAAGGUGAACAAGUAUAUGCUCGCCGAAGGAAGAGGAGAAGCAUUGGGGUCUAACCGAACAACCUGGAUUCACACACAGGCUUUCUAAAUGGCUUAUGGGUGGGUUUUUUAAAAUCCCAAUAGAAACAAUUUCCCAAUUUCCAGCACAUUCAAACUAGUGACCAUCCAGCUGGCAGGAAUAUUUGGUAUUUUGGAAGAUUACGGUUCUCCUAUAACUUUAUCUCAUAUCAAGAAACCAGGGGGGUUCUGGUAGUACCUGUCAAACUAAUAGCUCAUUCUUUUGGUUUUAUCCCAUGUGUUCUGGUGAUGAACUGGUUAUAUAACCCUAAUCUAAACCCAAGGAUUUUAUAUUAGCAUAGUCUCCUAGGUUUAAUUUACAAUCCAGGAUUCACUCAGUGCAGCUUCUCAAACUAAAGAUUAUAAUUAAGUCUUCAGCAGAAGCUGAAAUAAAAAUGAAAGGACUGGAUUUGGAGGUUGCUUUGAAGCUGUCUGUAUAUAAGGCACCUCCAAAAUUACCAAGGGGUGGGAUUCUAAAAAGGGCAGGCUGCGCCCAUUUUCAAAUAUAUUCCAGCAGGGUGCAUAUCCAUAGGCUACUUUAAAAAACAAAAAAUCAUUCCAUGCAUUGCAAUGAUGUGAAGGACCUUGGGGCUGUUAGUAUUUAAGCACUUUGGUUAGAACUUUUUUUAAAAGAAGUUUGCAUUUAUUUUUAUUAUGUUAAAAGUGCCAUUGUCUUGUAAAGUUUGCCACUUAAGAGCUUGUUUACACUCUAGUGUCUGGUUUUCACUAGAAUGAGACCAAAGUAUUGCAGCAGACAUGGCUGGUGGCAUAUCCAAGAGUAUUAACAUGUAGGUCAUAGUAUGAAGUGCAGUAGCACAUACCCAUAAUGAGUUCAGUAUCCGCAUUUUCAAAGUGAGUGGUUUUGCCUGAUAAUUUCUCCUGCUGCUGCCUACUUCAGCAAUGAGCACUCACCUCCUACAAUGUAUUUAAGGGGCAUAUUAGCAUUCAUGUGGAAUUAUAUGCAUCAAAGGUAAUAUAGGUCAUAGACAUGUCCCAUUGAAACAGGAGAAUCAUCAGAUCAAGAUUAAUUAACAUGUUGCCAAGUUUUCACAGUGUGAAUUCUUUAAUCACAUAAUAUACAUGCAUCAUGGCAGCAACUGGGUGAGUCGAUCAUCCUUAAACAAAACAGAAAUGACUAUAUACUGAUAAUCUUGCUGAUGUGUGCGUAGUACAAAUGGAUUAAGUAUCACGGCAUUAUACAAACAUUAUAGUCCAAACAGCAUGCCUAAGCAAGUUCUAUGUACGAGAUUAUACCAUGGAUAGUUUCAGGAUCUUAUCUCUUUGUUACCCAUUUUGAAAUGCUAAAUCCUAAUCAGUGUUGCAUCCUUCAACAGGAUUCAGAAUUCAGCCAAAAAGAAAUUGAAAUUGAUACAUUAGUUCAAUAUGACAAGAUGGAAAAAUGUGCAAUAAUUGGUUUGUACUUGUGUGAUAAAUGGCCAACCUGUCAAAUCAGCCUUCUAGUACUUUUAGAUUAAUGUGACAGGUUCGCAACCUCUCACACACAGUGCAAACCAAUGAUUGCACAUCUUGCCAAUGAGAACUAAUUUUCACAUGUACAAAGAUGUAGAUAGAAGUGUUAGACUUGAGCCACAAUCCAUGUGCUCAGUAGGGUUUUGAAUUGUGUUCCUCCAAUAACUCCCUGUCCCCCACAUCUACUUGGCUGACUUUUGCUACUCAGGGGAAUUUCAAAAGCACAUUUGUGAUGCAGCAUAGAGGGAAUGUUGCUAAUCUAAGGGGGGAAACAUCUCUGUUAAUAUAUGCAAGGCCCUGAGUGCAACUAAAAUAGUUCUCUGGGAUGUGACUAUGGUCGUGAUGAUCGAUGGCAAAGGAUUUCCAGCUUUUGUUUGGUUCUGCAGAAGUUCUAAGCACACACAGGAAAUGCUGAAUCACCUGUAAUUGACAUAGUGAGUGUGUAGGUUUGGGACUAUUCUACUGUACUGUAUGGAGUCUCUUCAACAUAUUAAAAAAAAUUGGCUGUGCUCUUAAACCAACUGUAUCUGUUAAUGACACUUGCUUUUUUAAAAUAAAAAAAUACUU